Molecule: messenger RNA, 219 nt
Organism: Leptosia nina
Lineage: Eukaryota; Metazoa; Arthropoda; Insecta; Lepidoptera; Pieridae
Source: the annotation of a GenBank genome assembly
AUGGCGCGCUUCCUUGCUCCGCUUCCUCUCGACAAUGGCCCUUUUAUGCCGCGUGAGCGUUCGGUGACACUCGGUGUAUCCGGCGCGCUCCGGCAAUUAGCCGCGGCUAGGACAAUGGACCCAUUUAAGCUGGCGAUACGUGCGCGAAGGAAGCCUAGAACAACUCUAUCGAGAGAGAUUAACUCGACGGGAGUCGGCGCAGGCAGCGAUCCGCUUUGA